This is a messenger RNA of Echinostoma caproni, 357 nucleotides long. The record is from the annotation of a GenBank genome assembly. NCBI's taxonomy places the organism in Eukaryota, Metazoa, Platyhelminthes, Trematoda, Plagiorchiida, Echinostomatidae.
AUGUCAAUCACCUCACAUCUUCAACAUUUGAUUGUACAGUGUUCCGGCAACGUUGGUGGCAUGAAAGUACCGUCAGUAAAGUUGGAUUUGGACGGUGAACCUAUUUUCCUGAAACGACGCGUCCUCCUAUACGGUCAACGGGAAGGUGUCCUGAAAGCAUUGCAGAAAAUGGAGCAGGAUGGUGUGAUAAGAAAAGUUGAAUCCAGUACCUGGGCUACCCCGAUCGUCGUGGCGACGGAAAGUGAUGAUAGGACACCACGGAUCUGUGGAGAUAUUCAACCGACGUUGUAUCGCAGUUUGCGCAGAUGUGCAGCGACCACCAUGGAACCAGAAGAUUUCAUGAAGUUAUUGCAUUGA